AAAAGGCAAACAAAGCUCAAUGUUUGAUUUGCAGAACCCGACAACAAGAAAAGCAAAUGUUAAAGGAAGGAGGAGAGAGAUCUGAGAAGAGAGGAGCGGACUGAUUGAAUACACCACGACGGCCGGCGACGGAAGGGAAUGUUCGGGAAUCUGAAUCCGUCUUGCUGAAGGCUCUCCAUCGGUGCACCCAGAAAGAGAUAUGAAGGAUUUGUUAGGAAGUCCGGGGAAAGUGAGUGGUCUUAUUCUCAGAAUCGCUCAAUGUCUAUUCGCUUCUGCUUCAGCUGUAGUUAUGGUUUCUGCUUCUGGGUUCUCUAGAACCACAGCCUUUUGCUUUUUAGUUGCAGCAAUGGGGCUUCAAACACUGUGGAGUUUUCUACUGUUAUGCAUUGAUAUUCAUGCUCUGAGGGUGAAGAGAGAUUUGCAAAAUCAUAUCUUAGUCAGCCUUUUUGCUGUAGGAGAUUGGGUGACAGCUAUACUAUCACUUGCAGCUGCUUGCUCAUCGGGAGGAGUGGUGAUUGUGUUUUCAAAAGAUACGAACCUCUGUCAUGCAGGCCUGCAUUUGGCGUGUUCCAUGUUUCAAAUUGCAGUAGGUUUGGCUUUCGUCUCAUGGUUCCUUCUUGCUUUGUCUUCUGGUAUCUUGUUUUGGCUCGUCGCAUCUUCUACUUGAGGAGGGGACUCUCCCAUUUCCCUUCUUCUUAUUUGGAAGAUCAGUGUACAUAUUUUGAUUAUUUCCUUAACUACUACAUGUAUGUUAUGAACAUUGAGAGUUCUUUUCUUGGUUCCUCUAGUGUGACCAUUUCCACUUGAUUUGA
Impatiens glandulifera is the source of this 812-nucleotide messenger RNA. Its product is annotated as CASP-like protein 5B1. The coding region runs from base 200 to 667 and encodes 155 amino acids. The transcript is spliced from 3 exons. Gene Ontology annotation, cellular component: membrane. The record is from RefSeq and is a predicted model, not a curated record. NCBI's taxonomy places the organism in Eukaryota, Viridiplantae, Streptophyta, Magnoliopsida, Ericales, Balsaminaceae.